AUGCAGCCUUUGGCAGAGGACACAGGCACAAGCCUGGCUUCUGUGACCCUGUCCAGUGCCCUACAAGUAAGGGGCAAAGCUCUGUCUGAAGAAGAAAUCUGGUCACUCUUGUCUCUGGCUGCUGAGCGACUCCUGGAAGACCUUCGUGAUGAUUCCUCGGACUAUGUGAUCUGCCCCUGGUCAGCUUUGCUUUCUGUGACCGGAAGCCUUUCUUUCCAAGACCAUGUUUCUUAUAUAGAGGCUGCACCUUUCAAGGCCCCUGAACUGCUGCAAGGACACAGUGACAGUGAGCAGCCAGAUGCCUCUCAGAUGCACGUGUACUCGUUAGGAAUGACUCUCUACUGGUCAGCCGGGUUUCAUGUUCCGUCCAAUCAGCCUGUGCAGCUCCGAGAGCCCUUGCACUCUGUCCUGCUGACCAUGUGUGAAGACCAGCCUCGCAGGCGGCUGCCACUGCUGUCAAUUCUAGAAGCUUGCCGGGUUCAUCAGGAAGAAGUGGCAGUAGAUCCAGCCUCUGCCAGUCUCCAUGUCAGCCGGCUGGCCCGCCUGGUUCUAUACACCAUCACUAAGGUGGAGAGGAGUGUCAUGGAAGCACAUGCCUCUGUGCAUCAGGACAGAAGUCACCUGCUCAGGGACAGGCUGCAUCAGGAAAGCUGUGAGAGCCCAGCAGUACGGGAGGCCCUGGCAGGUCUGCAUCCCCGGAGAGUUUCAGAGAAAAGCACAGAGACUCCGAGCUCCUCAGAGCCAUGCCCCAAGACUUUAGCACACGGUCCCUGCAGCCUCUCUCUUAGCAGUGCUCUUCCAGUUGAAACUCCCCAGGACCUUCAGGAAGGCCAGCGGUUCAGCUCUGAAUCUGGAUCUGCUCUCUCUGUGACAGCAGAAAACUCUCUGUCUGCAACUCGAUCUCAAAGGAACUUUCUGAAAAGAAAGGGAAAGUUCUCCAGACCUGAGUUCAUCCUACUGGCGGGAGAGGCCCCAGUGACUCUGCAUCUGCCUGGAUCAAUUGUGACCAAAAGUGGGAAAUCCUAUUUGGCUCUCAGGGACCUCUGUGUGGUGCUGCUGAGUGGGCAGUGUCUGGAGGUGAAAUGUGAUGUCACAACGACAGUGGGAGCUGUCUUCAAUGCCAUCAUGUCUGUCACCAACCUUGAGGAGCCCGCCUACUUUGGACUGGCUUCCAUGAAAGGCAAAGAGUUCUUUUUCUUGGACCAUGAAACCAGAUUGGGCAAAGUAUCCCCCCAAGGCUGGAGUGAGCAGCCCCCGAAGGCCUCCUUGGAUACCUUCACACUCUUUCUGAGGAUCAAGUUCUUUGUCAGUCACUGUGAGCUGCUCCAACAGAGCCAGACAAGACAUCAAUUUUACCUGCAGCUUCGUAGAGACAUCCUGGCAAACAUGCUCUACUGCAAUGACGAGACAUUGCUGCGGCUGGGGGUCCUCGCCUUGCAGGCUGAGUUUGGCACUUACCCUGAGGAGCCAGUAGAGAACAGAGCCUAUUUUCGAGUUGAAGAUUACAUCCCAGCAAGUCUGAUUGAGAGAAUGACAGCCCUUCGGGUACAAGUCAAGAUCUCGGAGAUGCACCGACUCAGUCCUAUGCUCUGGGGAGAAGAUGCUGAGCUGGAGUUCUUGAGGGUCACACAGCAGCUCCCAGAAUAUGGUGUGCUGGUUCACCGAGUUCUCCCAGAGAAGACCAGGCCAGAAUGGGAGAUAGCCUUGGGGAUCUGCGCCAAGGGUAUCAUAGUAUAUGAAACGAAAAAUGACAGCAGAAUUGCAACUUUACGGUUUCAGUGGAGAGAAAUUGGGAAGAUUUCAGCUUAUCGAAAGAAGCUCACCAUCACAAGCAGCAUCACAGGAAAAAAGCACUCAUUUGUCACGGAUUCUGCCAACACUUGUAAAUAUUUACUGGGUCUCUGUUCUGCACAACACCAGUUUAAUGCUCAGACGAGCUCUCCACAAGUUGCAACUGACUAUGAUAAGUGUAUGCAAAUGGCCAAUUUGAAUCUUGCACAGCUGGCUCAGUCCAAGCCUCUCUCUUGGAUCCAGAGACUGUCAUGUAGAGAAAAGGCACUGUUUGAACCCAGGUUGAAGGACACCACAGAAGGCCUGCUGUGCACAUCACUGGAUAGCAUGCGAACUGGCAAGGAGACAGUGGCAGAAGGAAUGAGAAGCAGCCCCUGCAUUGGCCUGGAGCAGUUGGAGAGCACCUGUUUGAUCCAGAAGCCAAAGACUUGUGACCCCAUCUCUGGGCCACCUGCUCAGAAUGUGCACAUGGGGUCACAAAACAACAGCAAGAAGAGCUUUUCAGCUAAAGCCAGUCAAGAAAUAGUGCAAGUGACUCUGAGCCGGGAUGCAAGUCAUGGCUUUGGCUUUGUCAUUAAUGAGGGUGAAGAUGUAGGCAAAGAUUAUCCUGGCAUCUUUAUAUCUUCCAUUAUACCUGGGGGACCAGCUGAAAAAACCAGAAAGAUCAAACCAGGAGGGCAGAUACUAGCCUUGAAUCACAUCAGUCUGGAGGGUUUUACAUUCGACAUGGCUGUUAGAAUGAUUCAAAAUUCGUCAGACAACAUAGAAUUAAUCAUCUGUCAGUCGAAAGGUGUUUGUGAUAAUCUCUCAAACAAGGAGAAGGUUAGCACAGCCAACUCUGGGAUCUUCUCCACAGACAGCCUAAGCAGUAGGCACCAGGGAAGUUUUCUGUCACACACACAAGACGAUGAGAGAAACAGUGAAGAACUUGAAAUGGCUGGGACUCAGAGCUUAAUACCCAGGUUGGGACCUCAGCCCACCUUUCUGCCAUUAAAGGGUCCUGGUUCUUCUCCAGAACAUUCAGGAACUAAAGCCAGUGACAUCUACUUUGUGGAACUGGUAAAAGAAGAUGACACACUUGGAUUCAGUGUAACUGGUGGCAUCAACACAAGUGUGCCGUGUGGUGGUAUCUACGUGAAAUCCAUCGUUCCUGGAGGGCCGGCUGCCAAGGAAGGGCAGAUCCUGCGGGGUGACCGGCUCUUGCAGGUGGAUGGUGUGAGUCUGUGUGGCCUCACCCACAAGCAGGCCGUGCAGUGCCUCAAGGGCUCUGGACAGGUUGCAAGACUGGUCUUAGAGCGGAGAGGCCCCAGGACUACACAGCAGUGUCCUUCUGCUAAUGACAGGGUAGGAGAUGAAUACACGACUGUUUCCUUGGCAACAGCCUUGCCUGGCAGACCCCUGAGCUGUGUCUCAGCGACAGAUGGUCCUAAGUUUGAGGUCAAACUGAGAAAGAAUGCCAGUGGCCUGGGAUUCAGCUUUGUGCAGAUGGAAAGAGAAAGCUGUGGCCAUCUCAAGAACCAUCUUGUGAGAAUUAAGAAGCUCUUCCCAGGGCAGCCAGCUGAAGAGAAUGGGGCCAUCGCAGCUGGUGACAUCAUCCUGGCUGUGAACGGAAGGCCCACAGAAGGCCUCGUCUUCCAGGAAGUACUCCAUUUACUUCGGGGGACCUCACAGGAAGUCACACUGCUCCUCUGCCGACCCCCUCCAGGUGUACUGCCUGAGAUAGACCAGGGAUGGCAGACACCCGUGCUCUCAGCAGACAAAGAAUUCAACGGGGCACCAGGCACUGAUUCAGAGUGGAUCCCCAACCUGGCUCAAGAAGACAGCCAGGGGGGCAGCGCCAUCCCAGGCACAGGGGAGGGCCUGGGUCACAGGCCAGAGUCUUGCCGAGAGGCCACCAGAGAGGCACAAUGGGAUGGAGAUCUCGUAAGACCGUGGGCCACAUCUCUGAUGUCUGCCCAGGAUCCCCACCCUCACCUAUGCAGGUUUCAGCAAGAAAUAGAUGCGUUAGCAUUGGCUACCUCUUUGGAAAAGGAUAUGAGGCAAAACUGCUACUCGGUUUGUGACCUCAGAAGACUGGAAAGAUUUUCCUACGUGUCCUCUCUAACCAAACUUUCAACAGAUAGUUUCUGA
Condylura cristata (star-nosed mole) is the source of this 3921-nucleotide messenger RNA. RefSeq names its product FERM and PDZ domain containing 2 (gene FRMPD2). Gene Ontology annotation, cellular component: cytoskeleton. Gene Ontology annotation, molecular function: protein binding. The record is from RefSeq and is a predicted model, not a curated record. NCBI's taxonomy places the organism in Eukaryota, Metazoa, Chordata, Mammalia, Eulipotyphla, Talpidae. The coding region runs from base 1 to 3921 and encodes 1306 amino acids. The transcript is spliced from 29 exons.